Messenger RNA from Linnemannia hyalina, 978 nucleotides. The record is from the annotation of a GenBank genome assembly. Lineage: Eukaryota; Fungi; Mortierellomycota; Mortierellomycetes; Mortierellales; Mortierellaceae.
AUGACAACAACGAUUAAUAAAACCCCACCUCUCUUUCAGGAAUGCACCUUCGAGUUCCCUAAUGGUAUCGUUCUGGCAGCCAAGCACUGGAAGACCGACGGACCCUCGUCUCAAACACGAGACACUCGUCGGUUCCUGGCGUUUCACGGCUUCCUUGACAACGCCAGCACCUUUGACCUAUUGGCACCUUUGAUGCUGCAUCAAUUGGGUCCAGAACAGGUCGAAAUAGUCGCCCUCGACUUUGCAGGACAUGGAAAGUCCACCCACCGCCAAACUGAAGACUACAGUGUCUGGCGCUACGCCGAGGAUGCCCUUCAUGUCGCGAAUCAACUUGGCUGGGACGAGCACGCCGUGAUAGGGCAUUCCAUGGGCGGAGCUGUCGCCUCUCUCUACUCUGGUCUCUUCGUCUCAAGAGUAACACUGUGCAUCCUCUUGGACAACUUUGGACCAUUCACCCGUCCAAUCGAAGACCAGCCCGACCACCUGCUGGAACACAUUCAGCAGAAAAAAGACCUCCCCAACAAACAGCUUCCCUUCCACCCAACCAUCGAAUCUGCAGUGCUGGCCAGGAACAAGAGUGGCACAUAUGAACUGAACCUCCCCUCAUCCUGGAUCUUAGUCCCACGAGGACUGCGGCCCAUCGAACGAACAGAUGCUGACGGAACUAUCGUCCAAGGCUGGACCUGGAGUACCGACCAACUGCUGACUAUCACGAGUGCACAGUCUCUCUCGGAGGAGUACGUCCAGUCGUUCAUGACUCGGAUCAGAUGUCCUCUCCUCGCUGUUUUGGCCUCAAAGGGAAUCCAAACUAUUCGAUACAUGGUGGACAAGCGCUUGCCUUGGCUUAGCCAGACCAAGGUCACCAUCAGAGAUGUCGAUGGAAACCACCAUGUCCACGUGGAAGACGCGCCCAUGGUUGCAGGACAUGUUUGUGGCUGGAUCCUUGGCCAGGAUGAUGCUCCCGUCGCCAGACUUUAA